Messenger RNA from Cinclus cinclus, 1485 nucleotides. RefSeq names its product angiopoietin 2 (gene ANGPT2). The transcript is spliced from 9 exons. NCBI's taxonomy places the organism in Eukaryota, Metazoa, Chordata, Aves, Passeriformes, Cinclidae. Gene Ontology annotation, biological process: angiogenesis; Tie signaling pathway. Bases 1 to 1485 code for a protein of 494 amino acids. Gene Ontology annotation, molecular function: receptor tyrosine kinase binding. The record is from RefSeq and is a predicted model, not a curated record.
AUGCAGCUGGCCGCCUGCUUCUUUUUGGGCUGCGGCGUAUUCUUAGCUUCAGGGUACAACUCCUUCAGUAAGAGCAUGGAGACGAUAGGCAAGAAGCAGUACCAGGUUCAGCACGGGUCGUGCAGCUACACCUUCCUUCUGCCCGAGGCGGACAACUGCCGCUCCUCCGCUCCCUACGUGUCCAACGCGGUGCAGAGGGAUGCGCCCCUGGACUAUGAUGAUUCAGUUCAAAGACUGCAGCUGCUUGAGAACAUCAUGGAAAACAACACUCAGUGGCUAAUGAAGCUUGAGAAUUACAUCCAAGACAGUAUGAAGAAAGAAAUGGUAGAGAUCCAGCAAACUGCAGUGCAGAACCAGACUGCAGUAAUGAUUGAAAUAGGCACAAACUUGCUAAAUCAAACAGCUGAACAGACCCGCAAAUUAACAGAUGUUGAAGCACAAGUAUUAAACCAGACAACCCGUCUUGAACUUCAACUUUUGGAACACUCUCUUUCAACAAACAAACUAGAAAGACAGAUUUCAGAUCAGACCAAUGAGAUAACUAAAUUACAAGAAAAAAACAGCUUUUUAGAAAAAAGAGUACUUGAGAUGGAAGACAAGCACAUGCUUCAGCUGAAGUCAAUAAAAGAUGAAAAAGAUCAGCUUCAAGUCCUAGUAGCCAGACAGAAUUCUAUUAUAGAAGAACUAGAAAAACAGUUAGUUACAGCUACAGUCAACAACUCAGUUCUGCAAAAACAGCAACAUGAUCUGAUGGAGACUGUUCAUAGCUUGCUUACUAUGAUAUCAACACCAAACUCUAAGAACAACUUCAUAGCCAAAGAGGAGCAAAUCAGCUUCAAAGACUGUGCUGAAGCUUUCAAAUCUGGACUGACAACAAGUGGAAUCUACACUUUAACAGUUUCAAACACUGCACAAGAGAAGAAGGCCUACUGUGACAUGGAAACCGGUGGAGGAGGUUGGACAGUUAUUCAGAAGAGAGAAGAUGGCAGUGUGGACUUCCACCGGACAUGGAAGGAGUACAAGAUGGGAUUUGGUGAUCCUGCUGGGGAGUACUGGCUGGGAAAUGAGUUUGUUUCUCAACUGACUAAUCAGAAGCGUUACGUUCUUAAAAUACAACUGAAAGACUGGGAAGGAAAUGAGGCAUAUUCAUUAUAUGACCACUUCUCUCUAGCAAGUGAAGAACAAAAAUACAGGAUUUACCUUAAAGGACUUACUGGGACAGCAGGCAAAAUAAGUAGUAUAAGCCAACCAGGAAAUGAUUUUAGCACAAAGGAUGCGGACAAUGACAAAUGUAUUUGCAAAUGUUCACAAAUGCUAACAGGAGGAUGGUGGUUUGAUGCAUGUGGUCCUUCUAACCUCAAUGGAAUGUAUUAUCCAUUACGACAGAACAACAACAAGUUUAAUGGCAUCAAGUGGUACUACUGGAAGGGCUCGGGAUACUCUCUCAAAGCUACAACUAUGAUGAUUAGACCAGCAGAUUUCUAA